This is a messenger RNA of Scylla paramamosain (green mud crab), 411 nucleotides long. RefSeq lists its product as uncharacterized. The record is from RefSeq and is a predicted model, not a curated record. The transcript is spliced from 4 exons. NCBI's taxonomy places the organism in Eukaryota, Metazoa, Arthropoda, Malacostraca, Decapoda, Portunidae. The coding region runs from base 1 to 387 and encodes 128 amino acids.
AUGAGAGGACGGCCCAAGAGUGACACCACCAUUGAUGAGACACCCGAGGACAACCUCUGGCUACAACUGGGCUUUACUGUGGACUCUGAGACAGAGGCAGAUGGUCACUUGAAAGCAAUAGAAGCCAUAUCAAACACAUAUCAAAGGCAGUGGCAUUCAUGUGAUGGUCCAGGUCCAGAUUCCAUACAAGUUGAGCUGUGCUGGAUGGGCAUCUGCUCGUCAUGUCCCAGAGGUGUUCAUCGCCCACAUAGCAAGACUGCACAUCAACAACAAGCCUUCCAGACCCACCUGAGGCACACAGCGUCACCCCAGUACAGCCCCAAGUUGGUCUGGCUAGCCCCAAUGACGAUGAAAGCAGGAAACAUCAUUAUCACCUGCUGUGGUUGAUGAUGGUGGCUUCUACACAUACAC